AUGCUGCCCUAUAUCCUGACAGCCCUCCUCCCUCUUCAAGUGCUUGCUGCCUCUUUCCUUGCUCAAGAUUCUCAGUUACCAUUCGAUGAGGACAUCAAAGUUCCUGUCCACCUUGGAGUCAUGAGUCGCUGCCCGGAUGCUUUGCUAUGUGAAAACAUCUUUGAUAAGGUUUUGACGCGUGUUGGAGGCAAAGUUGAUUUUUUAUUAGUAUAUGUUGGUCGACUCGAUGACUCAGAGCCAGAUUUUGGCGUAGAGUGCAAACACGGACCUAUUGAAUGCGCUGGAAACGUCCAGCAACUUUGUGUCGCUAAAUACGCUUCGUUCGAUCAGUGGUGGGAAUUUGUACAAUGCCAGAACUAUCAGGGCAAAGAAAAGAUCGGCAGACCAGAAACUGCUUUCAAGUGCGCUCGCUCCGCACUUUUCGACUGGGACGGUCCAGUUUCCCAGUGUGUCGGUGAGGGAGCGUCUGGCAAGGGAGAAGAGGGUGUCGGCUUGCUCCACAAAAGUGUCAAACUGGGCAAGUCCAUGGGCAUUGAGAAAAGCUGUACGAUACUUAUAAAUGGACGAGAGGUUUGUAUCCGUGAUGAAACCUGGAAAAACUGCGAGGACGGCCAUACUGCGAACGAUUUCAUCCGGCAAAUCAACAAUGAGUACGAGAGAAUAAACAGUAAUGGUAACCGUCGUUCUUGA
Guyanagaster necrorhizus is the source of this 690-nucleotide messenger RNA. RefSeq lists its product as uncharacterized. NCBI's taxonomy places the organism in Eukaryota, Fungi, Basidiomycota, Agaricomycetes, Agaricales, Physalacriaceae. Bases 1 to 690 code for a protein of 229 amino acids. Gene Ontology annotation, molecular function: oxidoreductase activity, acting on a sulfur group of donors, disulfide as acceptor. The record is from RefSeq and is a predicted model, not a curated record. The transcript has 4 exons.